AUGGCUUUGUCUGAUCAAGAAAAUAACUGGAUGUCGGCAGCUUUUGACCAAGCUAGAGAGGCUCUGACAGCAGGGGAGGUACCUGUGGGUUGUGUUUUUAUUCAUGAGGGUGAAAUUAGAGCUAGGGGGAGAAAUACUGUAAAUGCUACUCACAAUGCAACGAGACAUGCCGAAAUGAAUUGCAUAGAUCAAAUUCUGGAGUGGUGCCAGUCCAAUAAUGUAAACUACUGGGACAUUUUCAAAUACAUUGAUGUGUAUGUGACUGUUGAACCCUGUGGUAUGUGUGCAGACAUUCUUGGAAAACUCUGCAUCAGAAAAGUUGUUUUUGGCUGUUCUAAUGAUAGAUUUGGAGGAUGUGGAUCUGUCAUUGAUGUACCACAGUUAUAUGAUUACUCCUUUAAUAUCAUUAAAGGCGUCAGAGCAGAAGAGGCUAUAGGACUUUUGAAAGAAUUUUAUAGGGGAGAAAACCCUAAUGCUCCAACAGGUAAAGCAAAGAGGAAAAACAGUAGGUGA
Macrobrachium nipponense is the source of this 513-nucleotide messenger RNA. Its product is annotated as tRNA-specific adenosine deaminase 2-like. The transcript has a single exon. The record is from RefSeq and is a predicted model, not a curated record. Gene Ontology annotation, molecular function: tRNA-specific adenosine-34 deaminase activity. NCBI's taxonomy places the organism in Eukaryota, Metazoa, Arthropoda, Malacostraca, Decapoda, Palaemonidae. Gene Ontology annotation, cellular component: cytoplasm; nucleus. Gene Ontology annotation, biological process: tRNA wobble adenosine to inosine editing. The coding region runs from base 1 to 513 and encodes 170 amino acids.